Odontomachus brunneus is the source of this 3467-nucleotide messenger RNA. Its product is annotated as bifunctional 3'-phosphoadenosine 5'-phosphosulfate synthase-like. Bases 1081 to 2973 code for a protein of 630 amino acids. Gene Ontology annotation, biological process: 3'-phosphoadenosine 5'-phosphosulfate biosynthetic process; sulfate assimilation. The transcript is spliced from 8 exons. Gene Ontology annotation, molecular function: ATP binding; sulfate adenylyltransferase (ATP) activity; adenylylsulfate kinase activity. The record is from RefSeq and is a predicted model, not a curated record. NCBI's taxonomy places the organism in Eukaryota, Metazoa, Arthropoda, Insecta, Hymenoptera, Formicidae.
UUAUUUUCAAGAUAUUCUUGAUAGCGAUGUUAGAUAUUAAAAGAUUGAAGUUGACUACAAUAUAAUCGCCAAAUCAGUAGACGAAAUUUAUUAGUUAAUUUAUUAGUUAUCCUAUUAGUAAUCACAAAUGUAAUUUAAUCGAUUGAUAAAAUUAAUUAUUAAUCAUGUAUAGUUAAUCAGAUAAAACUUUGGCGAUUAAUUAAUUUUGAUUAUUGAUUUGCCGAUCAUUUUAGUCAACUAAAAUUUUAAUUUAUUAAUGUUCAACACUGUUCGACACGUCGUUCACUGCGUUUAGUGAAUAUUAUCUACUCUGUAGAUAAUAUUCACCUCAUAUAAGAUUAAGAGGCUCUGAGCCUCUUAAUAAAAUAAUUAACUCAAAGAGGAAUCUCUCUGAUAAAUAAAAUUGUGAUUGAGGACAUCAGUUUCCGAGAAGAAAGAACUUGAUAUGAUAAAUUUACUAUGUUUAAACUUAAUUUAUUGUACGAAGAUAAGAAUAUGAAGCGAGCAAAGGUGUAGAGAGAGAGAAAGACCAUUAUUAAGUAACGAGGCAAAUCGAUAAGAUUACGAAUAGGAAUUUAUUGAAUCUACAAAUGAUUAAUUGUGCCACAAAUGAUGAAAUAUGUCCCAGACACAUGACGAUAUAUUUUCUCGAGGUCACGCGCGUUCGUUUGAAACCUGAGCUUCUUAAAGUUGCUGCGAGAUAUCGCGAAUACACACGAAUUUAUCGUACGAAGCGUGACUGGUCGGAAUUUUGAACUCAAAUCGUUUGGUUUUGAAUAUCCUUUUACAUCGAUGCGUGUCGAAGAUAUCUACGUGGCGGAAAAGCAUUACAAUGAAAGUAACAAAAGAUAAAUCUCAUCGUAUUAUUAAGAAUAACGAUAAGAUAGAAAAUUUAUUAUUUCACUGGCGUUAUACGUACGCGUUCCGCGUAAUCUUGAUGAUGUACGACAUAAGUGCUGGAAUUAUCGGAGUACUUAUAGAUGUUAUAGCGUAUAGGUGUAUUCUAAUUGCACGACGACAGUUAAUCUUAUCGCAACAAGAGGAAGUUCGCUGAUAAGUUGAGAACCGAACUGAACGGAAAUGGGGAUUUUCGCACGACCAAUUGUGGAAAUUUCGAGCACGCCGAGAGAGGGGCAAAAGAUAGCGACGAACGUGACGUCACAGGCACAUCAUGUGUCCAGGAAGAAACGGGGUCAGGCGAUCGGCUCUGUUGGAGGAUUUCGCGGAUGCACGAUCUGGAUGACCGGGUUGUCUGGCGCCGGGAAGACCUCCAUCUCUUUCCAACUCGAGGAGUAUCUCGUCUCUCGGGGAAUUCCCGCGUACAGUCUAGACGGCGACAAUAUACGCACCGGUCUGAACCGUAAUCUCGGCUUCAGCAAGGAAGACCGCGAAGAAAAUGUACGUCGCGUCGCCGAGGUCGCGCGACUCUUCGCCGACGCCGGCGUCAUCGCCCUCUGCAGCUUCGUGUCGCCAUUCGCGGCGGACCGACAAAUGGCUCGCGAGAUCCACGAGAACGCCGAUUUGCCCUUUUUCGAGGUGUUCGUCAAGGCGUCGCUCCAGGUGUGCGAAAGUCGCGAUGUCAAAGGACUCUACAAGAAGGCACGUCAGGGUAUUAUCAAGGGCUUCACCGGUAUCGAUCAGAAAUACGAUGUGCCGUCCGAGCCCGACCUCGUUGUCAACACGGAAAACAUGAGCGUACAGCAAUCCACUGAGCGCGUCAUUGACUUUCUCCAAUGUAAACGAAUUAUACCGGAAUCUUGCGGUGUCGGGCAGCCUCUUGAGCUCUUCGUGAGCGACGAUCGGCUGGCGGACGUUCGCAGAGAAAUCACGGCUUGUCCGGCUUUGGAAAUCGGCGAGGUGGACGUACAGUGGCUGCAGGUUCUCGCGGAGGGGUGGGCGGCGCCUCUGAAAGGAUUCAUGAGAGAAAAUGAGUACCUUCAAACGCUGCACUUCAAUUGUCUAUACGAGAACGGUGCUCAAAUCAAUCAAUCAAUCCCUAUCGUUCUCGCCGUGAAUGCCGACGAUAAAGAGCGAUGUUCUAAUUUGGACACGCUCGUUCUCAGAUAUCAGGGCAGAGAUCUGGCGGUUUUGCGCAAACCAGAAUUUUACUAUCAUCGUAAAGAGGAACGUUGCUGCCGCCAAUUCGGCACGAACGAUCCCCGACAUCCUUACGUAAAGAUGGUCUUGGAAUCUGGCGAUUGGUUGGUCGGCGGUGAUUUGGAAGUCCUCGAGAGGAUUCGCUGGAACGACGGUCUGGAUCGUUACAGGAUGACGCCUAAUGAAAUUAGGGCCAAGUGUGUGGAGAUGGGCGCCGACGCAGUUUUUGCUUUUCAGCUGCGAAAUCCGAUACACAACGGACAUGCAUUACUGAUGCAGGAUACCAGGAAACGUCUCCUCGAGGAGCAUGGCUUCAAAAAGCCGGUGCUUCUCCUUCAUCCCCUCGGUGGUUGGACCAAAGAUGAUGAUGUUCCAUUGCCCGUUAGGAUACGUCAGCAUGAAGCUGUUCUUGAGGAAGGUGUCCUGCACGAAGACACUAUUCUCGCUAUUUUUCCUAGUCCUAUGUGUUAUGCCGGCCCUACGGAGGUGCAAUGGCACGCCAAAAGCCGUAUGAUAGCCGGUGCGAACUUUUACAUCGUCGGCAGAGAUCCCGCAGGCGUUCCUCAUCCUGAUAAAUCCGCUACACCGGAUGGCAACCUUUAUGACAGCACUCAUGGUGCACGUGUCCUUUCAAUGGCACCAGGUUUGCAAAGUCUCGAGAUCCUUCCCUUUAAAGUGGCCGCUUACGACACCAGGACGGAGAGUAUGUCCUUUUUCGAAGCUGAACGAAGACAAGACUUUGUCUUCAUUUCUGGUACCAAAAUGCGUGGCUUGGCCAGAAAUGGCGAGGAUCCUCCCAAGGGCUUCAUGACGCCGAAAGCGUGGAAGAUUGUCGCAGAAUAUUAUCAAAGUGUACACAUACACGCAAAGAGUUAAUAGUAAUAUUGGAGGAUAAAUAAUAUAAUAAUGUUAAUAUAUACAUACCCAUACAUGUACAUAUCUUGCAGCAACAUUGCAGCAACACUGCUGCAACUUUUAACAUUGCUGCAACGUUGCAGCAAUAUUACUGCAAGAUCUUAGCUGCAUGGAAUAAUGUAUAAAGCAUAAUGCAAUAUAUAUAAGAUGAAUAACACAAAAAAAUUAUGUAUAAUAUAACAAAUACCGAUAUUGUAUAAAUAGCAUGAAACAUUUAACUAAUAUUAAAGCGAUAGAUAAUAAAAAGUAAAAUAAAUAUAGAAAGGUCAACAAGCCUGGAACCUUUGAUCGAUAAAUAAGCUACUGUGAAAUCGCUGAGAUAAUGAAAGAAGACUUGCAUGUUGUUGCUAGUCUAAUACCUCUGGUAUCUUUAUUUAUUGCAUCGAAUGACAUGGAAGGACAUUUUGUAGCUUAAAUAUAUUUGACGAUCAGCCGAGAAUCGGCGAUGGAAAGUA